Messenger RNA from Aedes aegypti (yellow fever mosquito), 1727 nucleotides. RefSeq lists its product as uncharacterized. Bases 129 to 1658 code for a protein of 509 amino acids. The transcript has 3 exons. Gene Ontology annotation, cellular component: nucleus. The record is from RefSeq and is a predicted model, not a curated record. NCBI's taxonomy places the organism in Eukaryota, Metazoa, Arthropoda, Insecta, Diptera, Culicidae. Gene Ontology annotation, molecular function: zinc ion binding; DNA binding.
AAAAACUCCCAUUGACAGUCGCCAACAACAUCGCGUUGCAAUCAAAAGUCGUCUCGAGACUUUUUUUUUUCGAAUUUUCCUCGAUUUCAUUUGCUUGAACAAAGUUUUAUACAGUGCAGUCGGGCACAAUGGAUGGGUGCUGUCGUGUGUGCUCACGUAAAGAUAGUUUCCGGCCGUUUUCGUUGUAUGCUGUGGCUGAAACGACCCAAGAAGUUAUCGCCAACAUGAUACUGGAUAUCAGCAACAUACAGGUCACAACGGAAGAUGGUCUGCCACAGCAAAUCUGCCCGGAUUGUUUGAUAGCUCUUAGCUUGGCUUAUUCCUUUCGAAAACAGUGCCAUCACGCUGAUGCCAAAUUUCGCAACGAGAAUGGAAAAUUAUCAUCGCUGCAGACAGCAGAGAAACAGAAUCAGCCAUCUCCAACGCUGAAUGAGGGGUCAUUCGCCAUAAUCAAAGAGGAAGUAGACCUCAAUGACUACGAUGAGUACAGCAAUCCAUCUUCUCACGGCAGCCAAUGGGUGACGCAGAAUCCACAUCCGAUUGGUGAAGGGCCAAUGACCGUAGUGCAUAACAUCGGUGAACAUUUCUACAAUGAAGCGAAUAACGAAAGGUUUGCCAGCAAUGCAAACGACAACGACGGCAACAGUAUGCUACAACCAAUGGAUAUGGGUAAAUGGGCAGAUCUCGAGCAAAAUGAUGUUCAGAACAAAGUGCCUGAUCCAAACAGCUUCGGACAAAGCUUCAAACGCCAGAAACUGUCUGGUACAGGUGAACAAGAACAGCCAAAUGAAACAGAACCGACCAAAACAUGGAACACACAUCAAAUGAAUGACGCCUUGAAAUUGAUCAAAGAUGGAAUGAGUUUCUAUAAGGCGUCAAAUACGUUCAAAAUUCCGAUAGCAACGCUUUAUUGGACCGCCCAGCGCCAAGGUAUAAAGAGCCAACAACCAGAGUUCAACAAGAGUUACAAAGAACAUCACAUGACCACCGCAUUGGAAGCGAUCAAGGCUGGUCUAAGCGUAACGAAAGCAUCCUUGCAGUUCAACAUUUCACCUUCGACUCUACGACGACACAUCGGGCAGCAUGGAAUAAAAAUACAAAGUCCGGAGCCAACCUGGACUGAGGAACAAAUGCAGGAAGCCUUGGCAUUGAUACGAGGGGGCAUGAAUUGGAAAAGUGCGGCCACUAAAUACAACAUUCCUUAUGCUACUCUCAUGAAGCGAGGAAAAAGAUGCGGAUUAUCUUGCCCCGAACCCAAACAUGCGUCCCAAGAACAGUUGAAUGAAGCUCUUAAAGCAGUUCAGGAAGGCAUGAGUUUUCGGAAAGCGGAAGCUGUAUUCAACAUUCCCCACGGUACAAUCUACCACCAUGCGAAGGUUAACGGUAUAAACCGCUCGAAAGACACAAUUCGCAGUCUUAAGAAUGGUUACACGAAAGAGCAGAUGGACUGCGCUUUGAAGGCAGUCGAGAAUGGAAUGAGUUACGCAAAAGCGGCGUUAGCCUUCAACGUUCCGCCGUCAACUAUUUGCGUAAACGCAAAGCGAAAGGCGUCUUCUUCUUCAGCAAGCUCAAACGUAAGCCAAGAACAAACAGCAGAUGGCAGUUCGCAGCAGCUCAGCCCGGUACGCGUGAAGUUAGAAAUUGAAAAUGACGAAUAAAAUGUAAUGUUUAUCUCUGAUGUAGGCGUAAUCAAGACAGUAUCAUGAAAAGGAUUUUACGACAUUGUA